Molecule: messenger RNA, 3092 nt
Organism: Rosa rugosa (rugosa rose)
Lineage: Eukaryota; Viridiplantae; Streptophyta; Magnoliopsida; Rosales; Rosaceae
Product: pentatricopeptide repeat-containing protein At3g53360, mitochondrial-like
Exons: 1
Coding region: 115-2703 (862 amino acids)
Biological process (GO): RNA modification
Molecular function (GO): RNA binding; protein binding
Source: RefSeq, a predicted model, not a curated record
GACAACAUCGUCUCUAAAAGAUAAACUUGUAGUCUUGUACCGACGAACAAACAGAAACAUCUGGCUUUCCUUAUCUUCUGUGCACUCCCGCCAAAUGUGAAGGUACAUUUCCUCAUGGAUAUACCUGUCACUGUAAGCCUUCAAAACCCACCUCUCCCACCCAAACAGUUCCACACCAAAAACCCAACACCAAAAGACUUGAACUUGCUCAUAAAGCACCACGCCAACCUCAAAAACGACCAUGCAAUCCUCUCAACCUAUACCCACAUGGAGUCUCUUCGACUGGCGCCGGAUAACUCCUCUCUCCCUCUAGUUCUCAAGGCCUGUGCGCGGCUGAGCGCCGUCGAGAGAGGGAAGGGGAUACAUUCGAGUAUUCGGAACUCGGGUUUGGAUAAAGAUGUGAGGAUUGGGACUGCCCUUGUUGAUUUCUACUGCAAAAGUGGGCUCAUUGAUGAUGCAGUGAAGGUGUUUGAUGAAAUGCGUGAGAGAGAUUUGGUUCUGUGGAAUGCUUUGAUUCAUGGGUGUGUCGGGUGUGGUUGUUAUCAAGAGGCUAUAUGCUUGUUUAGGGAGAUGCAGAGUGAGGGGUUGAAGCCGAAUUCGCGCAGUGUGGUUGCAUUGCUUUUGGCUUGUAGGGAGGUUUCGGAGUUGAGAUGUGGGAAAGAGAUACAUGGCUAUGGUUUGAGGAAUGGAUUGCUUGAUUUGGAUGCUCAUGUGGGGACUGCUUUGAUUGGGUUUUAUAUGAGAUUUGAUGUCAGAAUGUCGCAUCUUACAUUCGAUUCGAUGGUUGUGAGGAAUGUUGUUAGUUCGAAUGCAAUAAUUACAGGGUAUGUUGAUGUUGGGGAGUACUUGAUGGCGGUGAAGCUUUUCGUGCAGUUGCUUGUGGACGGGGUUGAGUUUGACUCUGUUUCGAUGUUGGUUGUGAUUCAGGCUUGUGCGAAAAUUGGAUCUGUUGAAUUGGCUAGGCAAAUUCAUCAAAUGGCUAUAAAGUACAGCUACAGCAGUGAUCUUUUCAUUGUAAAUGCAUUGCUGAAUAUGUAUAGUGAGUGUGGACGUAUUGAAUUAUCGCAUGCAUUAUUUGAAACUGUCCCAAACCGUGAUGUAGCUUUGUGGAAUUCCAUGCUAGCUGCAUACAGUGAAUAUGGUUUUUAUGAGGAAGCCAUGAACUUAUUUUUGAAAAUGCAAACAGAAGGAAUCGUGGAAGAUCAAAGAACUGUUUAUAUAAUGUUGUCAUUAUGUGAAGAAUUAUCUGAAGGCUUGAUAGAGGGUAAAAGCUUGCAUGCUCUUGCAUGCAAGAAUGGGAUGGAAAUGGAUGUUUCUCUCGGAAAUACAUUGUUAAGUAUGUAUGCUGAAUUUAACUGUGUGCAGUCUGUUAAGAAGGUUUUUGCUGAGAUGAAAGGUUCAGAUGUUGUAUCAUGGAACAUUCUGAUCAGGGCAUUGGCCUGCAAUGGAUUGCGAGAUGAAGCAUGGGAAACAUUUGGUGUCAUGCGAGAAUCUGGAACCAAGCCAAACUCACACACCAUAAUAUCUGUCCUUGCUAUUUUUGAAGCUGAAACUUGUGUAAAUACAGUGCGAGCGAUUCAUGGUUUUGUAAUGAAACAUGGUAUUGAAGUUGACCUAUCUUUGAAUACUGCACUAACAGAUAUAUACAUGAAUAGCAGUGAUGAAGCAGCAGCUAGGACUCUAUUUGAGAACCGCCCCUGUAGGGAUGUGAUCUCAUGGAAUGCUAUAAUUGCCAGUUACAUCCGAAACAAUGAAAGCAAUGAAGCUCGGUUACUUUUCAACCGUAUGAUUUCAGAAGUGAAACCCAACUCUGUCACGAUCACAAGUAUUCUCUCAUCAUGUACCCAAGUUGCAUCUCUGCCUCUAGGUCAAUGCUUGCAUGCUUAUGCAACUAGGAGGCACUUCUCAUUUGACUUUGAUUUGUCUCUUGCAAAUGCUUUUAUAUCUAUGUACGCUAGAAGCGGUAGUAUGCAAAAUGCUGAAAAGAUCUUUAAGAGUUUACCAACGAGAAAUGUUAUAUCAUGGAAUGCCUUGAUAACUGGCUACAGCAUGCACGGUCAUGUAUAUGAUGCUAUUCUUGUGUUCCAACAAAUGUUAGAGGAUGGUUUCCAACCAAAUGGUUCAACUUUUGUAGCUGUACUGUCUGCUUGCAGACAUUCUGGUUUGAUAGAGAUGGGAUUGAAGCUUUUCCACACUAUGGUACAUGAUCUGGAGAUAACACCCGAGCUUGUUCACUAUGGUUGUGUCGUUGACCUUCUUUGUCGUGCAGGCCGCUUAGAUGAAGCUAGAGAGUUUAUCGAGUCAAUGCCUAUUGAACCAGAUGCAUCUGUGUGGAGGGCUUUGCUCAAUGGUUGUCGAGUUAAUUCUGCGCCUGAGUUAGCUGGAGCAAUCUUUGAGAAACUUGUGGAAUUAGAACCCAUGAAUGCAGGGAAUUAUGUUCUGCUAUCUAAUAUAUAUGCUGCAGCAGGUCUGUGGUUAGAGGUCAGGAAGAUAAGAACAUUGCUGAGGGAAAAGGGUUUGAAAAAGCCUCCAGGAACAAGCUGGAUUGUUAUUAAAAGUCAGGUCCACUCUUUUGUUGCCUCAGACACAUCACACCUUCAUUCAAACAGAAUUUAUGCUUGUUUAAAUUCUCUGUCAGCCUUAAUCAAAGAAAUUGGUUAUACUCCUGAUCUUCAAGGGGUUUUGCAUGAAGAAGAGAAUUAAGUUGAAAGAGGUGACAGAAUCUUGGUUAUUUCUUAUUGCUGAGGGUUGGGUUCUAUUCAUGUGUGCGAUCUUAACAUGAAGACCUUUGCAUUUGUUCGAGUCCCUGCUCAUGCUGAAUUACUUUUAGGCUUGAAGAGCAAUUCCCUGAGAUGCUGUGAGAUGAAAGAAAUUCCAGGAAUAUGAAUUUCUCAGCAUGAUGGAGCCACCAGCAGCAGUCUCAAAAGCGUGAAAGAACCAUGAGCAUCAAUCUCAAAAGCAUGAAGAUUCCAAGUUUGCUUCUGAGUUCCUGACCAGAUUGUUUUCACAAACAGAUAAAAAGAUUGAACUGUAUAUACAUGAUUCUCACUGAUUUCGUUGUUCUCAGGCAGAGCAUAGUUAUUAUUUCAUUC